This is a messenger RNA of Xiphophorus hellerii (green swordtail), 4924 nucleotides long. RefSeq names its product twinfilin actin-binding protein 2b (gene twf2b). The transcript is spliced from 11 exons. NCBI's taxonomy places the organism in Eukaryota, Metazoa, Chordata, Actinopteri, Cyprinodontiformes, Poeciliidae. Gene Ontology annotation, biological process: regulation of lamellipodium assembly; positive regulation of neuron projection development; barbed-end actin filament capping. Gene Ontology annotation, molecular function: actin filament binding; actin monomer binding; chromatin binding. The record is from RefSeq and is a predicted model, not a curated record. The coding region runs from base 3037 to 4143 and encodes 368 amino acids. Gene Ontology annotation, cellular component: myofibril; Set1C/COMPASS complex; actin filament.
UUUGCGUCAGUAUUAUGUGAAAGGCUAAAAGAUGCUGUCAGUUCUGGGUAAAAAAAAAAAAAAGUUUUUAAGACAGUUUAGGUGCUCAUUUUUUAUAAUUUUAUACCAAUGUCUUUUGUACUACCUGUUCAAUGGACAGUUUUUACUUAGGUUUUUAAUAAUAAACUGUUAUGUUGUAAAGAGAAACUUUCUUUGUUCUCUUUUGCCAUUUUUGUUCUUAGCAUCCAUCCAUCUAUUUCAGUCAUAACAUUUUACAAACUCCAAAACCUGAAACAAAAUUAAAAAAAAGCAAAACAAGUUUUUUUGAAAAGCACUAAAAUGCAAAUGUAUCAAUGAGACUCAUUGUGUCCAUAUGUGAUAAAGACUGAAAACUGUUAUUUUUUAUGUCUGUUGUUCACAGCUUUGACAAAGAUGGAAGUAGUAAUGUCGAAACAUGCCACGUGUUUAUUUCAGCAAUGUGAGAGUUUAAAAAUAAAAUAAACUUUAGUCUAAAGUGCAAAGUUUGGAUGCUGUUUUGGGAGACUUUUGCUUUUAACAUUGUUAAUUUUCUAUAGCUUAAAAUGUAUGAUGCUUAACCACAAAGUUUUCCAGUUGCAUAAAUUCACAUUUAGUCAAACACAUAAUCCUCAUUUCCAUUUAGUUGAUUUUUUUUUUGUAGUGUAGCUCAACGUAAAUGGGCUCGUUGAGAUUGUGCUAUUCUCAGUACGUUUUCCAUAAUUAUGUCACAUAGUCGUAGUGAACGUUUGGAUAAUUUGGAGUGUUGGAGACUGACCUGAAAACUGUCAGGUCAGUCUCCAACACUGAGGAUCAGAGACGGUGAUGUGUCUUCGUGCAUCUAAAACUUUGUCUUCCUGAAGCAGAGGAGAGGGGUGGGAGCCACGCUGAAUAAUGUAUUCAUGCUUGGGUAGUGUACUCACCACAGAGUGAAUAAUGGAUGAUCCCAUCACAGGUAACCUCACAGGCGCACACUUAUCUUUCUCUUACCGACACCCGUGUGUGAGCGUGUAUGUGUGUGAGCAAAUCAUGUGUGAAUAAAUGAAGGAAAUCAAGUACAGCAGUUUGAAUUUGUACCAAUUUAUUCUUAUUCUCUUUAAACUUUUAAUAGCUCUGGUGUCUUUUUUCCGUGUUUAAGUUAUUGCUCACAAUAACUUUGUGUCUGGUGAUUGUGAUACCGACGUCUAUCCAGAUAUUUUACAUCACUAUGAAGCUCCUCUUACAUAAAAGUCGGUGUGGUGUUUCAUGUCAAACCGUGCCUUACUAAAGUACCGUUUCCCCUUCAACCUUUUCACCUGUUCAUUCACUACAACCACAAACUUCAAGAACUUUAUUAGGAUUUCAUGUAAAAGACCAAAACAACAUUGUGAAUAACUGUAACGGGGAUCUGAAACCAUUUUUCUUCUUCUUACUUUUUGUUUUACAAGUAGAAAUUUGAGUUGCAGCUUCUGAGGUGUUUUCCUUGCAGGAUCGCCUUGCAUGUUUAUCCAUCCGUUUCCCCAUGAACUCUUACCAGCAUCCCUGUCUCUACCUCCAAGUUUCAAGGUCGCCAAUGUUUGCUCAGUUUGUUGUGUUUCUACCACACUGCGUUUUUCACGCAGGCCACAUGUUUGCCACUGUUGCAUAUUUUUUUAGUGCUCAAUAAAAAGUCGUCCAAUCGACAGAUAUUCUACCUGAGCUGUGGAUCUCUGCACCUCCUCCAAAGCUUCCUCUGAGCUGCACUGUUUUCAUUUUGUGAAGCUGAAUUGGAUAAAUUGGUAAAAUGCUCAAUGCAGGAUUUGUACUGAUGUUUGAAAUCUUUGAAGCUACUUGAAUUUCAAUUAGAUGUUUUCAAGGUUUGGAAAGUCCUUGAAAGUUCUUAAUAUUGAAACAGCACAGCUUUGUAACAAAGUACAUUUUAACGAUUUAUUAUAAGCCCAAAUUUACAGUUGAAACCAGAUAUUUGUAUUUAAUUUCUUUUCUCACCGUCUGAAGUUAAAUCAGACUAAACUUCCCCUGUUUUAGAUCAGUUAGAAUUACUGAAAUUAUUUAAUGUGACAAAUUUUUAUUAUUAUAUUUCAGUUUACCUUGUUCCUGCUGUAACAUGUAGAAUACUAUUACGAGACAUUGUUAAUAACAUAAUGUCAUAUAUUAAAUGAUAUGUAAUAAUGAAUUGGAACUGUUUUCUUUAAUUUGUUUGUGUUAUUUUAAUCUCCAAAGUAUGGUGCUGGAAAAGUAAAAAAAAACAACUUCAAAAUGCUUGAAUUUUGCUGUGGGAAAAGUGUUGAAGGUUGACAUGUUUAAUUAAAUUUUAUUUAUGGGUAAAAUAGUAUAAGCUACUGAAUACUGUUUUUAGAUUUGUAUAAUAAUUCACUGAAGUUUGUGGUUUUUGCAUGACGAAAAUGUUGCGAAGACUUUAUGAUAAAAUGCCACUUGGUGAGUUUUCUGAGGUUGUACCUGUAGCUUUCCUGCUCUUCAUUCAUCUACUCUCUGGUCACAGGCACAAGAUGUACUGACUGCAGGUUUGUGGGAAGGGGGAACUAUGUUCACAUGUAGCGAUCAGAUUCUGGCCUGGUGUCACAUUUCUGUGAGCGGGUGGCUGGAAUUUGAGAUCACGCUGUUGCGUCUGCCUGAUUGUCCAUUCUUUGUGAAGGAGUGCUAAAAUGUCAUUACACGCGACACAGAAGCAGCUUCUGGAAACACAGUUUUGAUCUCUGGCCUGAACAUCUCCGGAUCUCCAGACGGGACAGGAAGCGACCCAUUUAAGACCAUUACCGCAGCUGCCAUCGAUAUGCAAAGUGUUUUAGGUCGCCCAUUGGGGAGGCAUAUCCACUGACAGGCACAUUAUUACUCAUUGGCCACACUUCCGGAGAUUGUGUUUCAGGCGUUAGGGAGCUCCCGAGUCAUCCUCCAGGCGUUUAUGUCACUUGUGCGUGCUUCUGUAUCUGUCUGCCAUCGGAGGAGAGGCCGCUCACCUGCAGGGAGAGAGAGGACACUGAGGACCUGGAAGGGGUCUCUGCUGCAUGAGACGAACGGGAAACCGUGAACAUCAACUGCCAAAAGAUGUCACACCAAACUGGGAUUAUCGCUACAGCCGAGCUCAAACAGUUCUUGGCUCAAGCAAGAAGAGGUUCCAUCAGAAUAAUGAAGAUCAUAAUCAGCAAUGAGGAGCUGGUGUUGGAUUCGUUCAGAGAGCCGGUGCAGAGCUGGGACCAAGACUACGAUCAGUUUGUGCUUCCUCUUCUCACGCCUCAGGAGCCCUGCUACAUUCUUUACCGCCUGGAUUCCCAGAAUGCACAGGGAUACGAGUGGACAUUCAUCGCAUGGUCACCUGACCAGUCACCAGUGAGGCAGAAGAUGAUGUACGCUGCGACCCGUGCCACACUGAAGAAAGAGUUUGGAGGAGGUCACAUCAGAGACGAAAUGUUCGGCACAGUCGAGGACGAUCUGUGCUUUCAGGGAUACAUGCGCCACCGUUCCUCCUGCUCCUCUCCAGCUCCUCUGACAUCGGCCGAGCAGGAACUGCAACGAAUCAAAAUCACAGAGGAUAAAGUUGUCUGGGAUGAACGGAGAAGAAUUGGAACCCCAACGGCGCGAGCGAGGGUCACAAUGGAGUUUGGUUUAGACAAGAGAGCACAGACUCUUCAGGGUCUCGCGUUCCCUUUACAGGAAGAUGCCAAACGAGCUCUGCAGCAGCUCAAGCACAAACGCAUCAACUACAUCCAGCUGAGGCUGGAUGUAGAAAGAGAGACGAUCGAGCUGGUUCACACCAAACCCACAGAAACCCACGAGCUUCCCUUCAGGAUUCCCACAGACUCCCCACGAUAUCACUUCUUUGUCUUCAAGCAUUCCCAUCAAGACCAGCUGCAUGAGGCGCUGGUGUUCAUAUACUCGAUGCCUGGCUACACCUGUAGUAUCAAGGAGCGGAUGCUGUACUCCAGCUGUAAGAACCGGUUGCUGGACGAGGUGGAGCGAGACUACCAGCUGGAAGUCACCAAGAAGAUGGAAAUAGAUAGCGGCGACGGUCUGACAGAAGACUUCCUGUACGAGGAGGUGCACCCAAUGGAGCACACCCUGAAGCAGGCCUUCGCUAAGCCCCGAGGCCCAGGAGGGAAGAGGGGCAACAAGCGCCUCAUCAAGGAGACAGGAGAGAACGGGGAGGAAAAUUAGACAUUGCACCCAUUAAUCAUAUCCACAGAAAUUUAGAAAUGUUGAAGAAAUGAUCUGCUGUUUCACUACUAACCUUCAGGCCACUGAUUCUCUAUUUUUAUUUCAAUACAAAGUUUUUAAAGUGAAAUUGAAUGAAAUGUAGCUCUCAGAUACAUUUCCCUCCUCCCCAUCUGAAUCUUCUGCUGUCCACCAUUGAGUCAGUCAACACACAGCCAAGGUUUUUACACAUCAAACAUCUGAAACUGAAUAUUACUGCUAACUAUAUAUUUAACCCCAAUUUGGCCUGUUGUUAGUGUUGGUGCAGCAUAUUUGUGGAAAUUUGAAGGCCUUUAAAGAUGUACAGUACACUCAAUAGUUAUUGUUAACCGUGCAGGAAACCUUGCAGCAAAUUAAUCUUUUAUCUCAGUAGUAUGAGAAAACAAACAAACUUUAAUUUUAUUACAUUUAUUCAGUGGAGAAACACAGCUGGAUAUAACUAACCCCACACUGCUUGUGUAAAAUAAAUGUUAUGGAAGCAUAUUUUCUACUCAAUGUUUCAAGUUUAUUAGACAUGUAGGAACCUUUAAUCAGCAAUCAAUAACAUCCUGUAUUCCUUUGGUAUAAAUAUAUUGUAAAACAGAAGUAAAUUUUUCCUUAGUCUCUCUUCAAAACUACAAAGACACUAAAGCGUUUUUUUCUUAUCCUCUAAGUCAAAAUGUCGCCAUAAUUGUAGAUCUAAUUGGUUUUUAUAAUGUGCACCUGAUGUGAUCCCACUGUGACUGAUUUUUCAUUAUCUCUCCAA